Mycosarcoma maydis (corn smut) is the source of this 228-nucleotide messenger RNA. RefSeq lists its product as uncharacterized. Lineage: Eukaryota; Fungi; Basidiomycota; Ustilaginomycetes; Ustilaginales. The transcript has 4 exons. The record is from RefSeq and is a predicted model, not a curated record. Bases 1 to 228 code for a protein of 75 amino acids.
AUGUCCGACUCGACCAGCCAGAACAAGGGCGAAGAGCAGUCCUUCACCAUCCAGCCUCACCCCGCUACCACCAACGACCCUAGCACCGACCCUGCCCUCAACUCGGGUCUCAACGAAGGCGUCUUUGGCGGCGGCAAGCCCGGACCCGCUGUAGUAAACGCCGAGCAGCUCGAGCAGCCUCUCAGCCGAGAGGAACUCGCCAAGCGCUCCGCUGAGCUCAACAAGUGA